This is a messenger RNA of Alternaria novae-zelandiae, 1038 nucleotides long. RefSeq lists its product as uncharacterized. The record is from RefSeq and is a predicted model, not a curated record. The transcript is spliced from 2 exons. Bases 1 to 1038 code for a protein of 345 amino acids. Lineage: Eukaryota; Fungi; Ascomycota; Dothideomycetes; Pleosporales; Pleosporaceae.
AUGGAAGAGUCAGAUGUCAAGAAGGCUGCCGAGGUGCCUGCGCCCAUCGCGACUUCCGCACCGCCGCUGUCAACAUCGCAACUUCCCUCACCACCCCACUCACAAACCGGCCACCAGGCUGACCCCAAGAUGUCGGUCGACGCCGCAGACAGUAUGACGCCGCCGUUCUCGCCCUCGAGCCAAACACCCGUCUUGCAGAAAGAACAGGAGGAGUUUGAGGGCACCGUCGACGUCAACAACGACAUCCCUACCGACAAGGACCUGAGCAAGGUGGAGGACCUGCUGGUGUUGGAUGCGCAGGGCCAGAGCAGACCCUUCAAGGAGCUAUACAAGGCGCCGCAUGUCGCUUCGAGGCAGCUGAUCAUCUUCAUACGGCAUUUCUUCUGCGGCAACUGCCAGGAAUACCUCCGCACGAUCGCCUCCUCCAUCAAACCCGACGACCUCCUCGCACUGUCCACGCCCACCUUCAUAACCGUCAUCGGUUGCGGCCGCCCCGAACUCAUCCCCAUGUACACCGAGAUCACGGGCUGCCCCUUCCCCAUCUACGCCGACCCCACGCGCAAACUGUACGACCACCUCGGCAUGACGCGCACCUACAAUCUGGGAAGCAAGCCUGAAUACAUGCAGACCCAUGUCCUCAUAAACUCAGUCCAAUCCAUCUUCCAAUCUCUCGGUACUGGUCGCAAAGCGCUCAAAGGCGGCGACUUCAAGCAAGUCGGCGGAGAGUUCCUGUUCGAGAACGGCGAGUGUACGUGGGCGCACCGGAUGAAGACUACACGGGGACAUGCGGAGUUGUCAGAGCUGAGAAGACUGAUCGGGCUGGAUGACGCGAGGCCGCCUGUGAGGAGGAAGUGGAGUCAUGAUGUCAAGGAGGAUAGCAAGGGGAAGGAGAGGAAGAGGGCCAUGAGCUGGGGCAGGCUGCGGAGCAAGAGUAAGGGUGGAAAGGACUUUUCGAGGGAUGCGAGCAAGGGGUCGACGCCGGAGAGGAUACUGGAGGAGGAGGAGCCGCGGAAGAUGGUGGGUAGUCCGACGAUAUGA